This is a messenger RNA of Suhomyces tanzawaensis NRRL Y-17324, 970 nucleotides long. It is a transcript of the gene PIN3, whose product is annotated as Pin3p. Lineage: Eukaryota; Fungi; Ascomycota; Pichiomycetes; Serinales; Debaryomycetaceae. The transcript has a single exon. The record is from RefSeq and is a predicted model, not a curated record. Bases 40 to 915 code for a protein of 291 amino acids. Gene Ontology annotation, cellular component: ESCRT-0 complex. Gene Ontology annotation, biological process: protein transport to vacuole involved in ubiquitin-dependent protein catabolic process via the multivesicular body sorting pathway. Gene Ontology annotation, molecular function: protein binding.
AUAAUUGCCAACUACUCCUUUUUAUCGAAAACUAACAAGAUGUCUGGUCCAUUGAUCAAUCGUUCCUUAACCACGAUAAGAACCGAGUUGGAGUUCUUGCAUGACUCAGAGGUUAUCACCCAGGGCUUGUACAACAAGCUUUUGGAGUCGCUUCCUCCCAAAUACCAAAAGGACAUGGCGCCUUGGGGAGUAGAAAAGUUGGACGGCUCGUUUGCUGCUCCCUCUGCCGCUCCACCAUCUGGUCCUCCCCCUUCUAGCACCGACAAGCUAGCCGAGGACUUUGCUAAGUCUAGCAUCACCAAUAACGUUCCAGCCCCAAGUCAACCACCACGUUCAUUCAGUGCCAAACCACUCGGCUACUGCAAGGCAUUGUAUGACUACUCCGGUGCAGAAGCUGACGAUAUUCCUUUGACCAAGGGAGACAGAAUCGCCGUUGUGGAACACUUAUCUGAAGACUGGUGGAAGGGCUACAAGAAGGGAGGCAGUCCCGAAAAACCAGGAGUAUUCCCAUCCAAUUACGUCAGUGUGAUAUCGGAGCAAGAAUUCAAUGUGGGAACCACCAGUCGUGCCCCAGUAGUUCCUCCCCAAGAAGAGAAGUCGAGCUACGCUCCUCCACAACUGUACUCACCUAGCCCAAGCUAUCAUCAACCACCUCCACAAUACGGGCAACCUCAACAACAAAUCCAGCCACAACCUUCCUACGGUGGCUACGCACAAUUCCCACCUCCAUCUACAGGCUACUACUCUCCACAACCUCAGCAGCAGACCUACGCCCAACCCCAGGCCGCGGUUGUAGAACAGCAACAGCCUGAACAACCAUCCCAUUUAAAGAAAUUCGGUAGCAAGUUGGGUAAUGCAGCCAUCUUCGGUGCCGGUGCUACAAUUGGUGGUGACAUUGUCAACUCCAUUUUCUAAAGAGAUCACUGGGUGAUCAAUAUAUAGGAUAAAUAAAUUGAUUUUUAAGCCCGAG